AUGCAGCAGCUGAAGGCUCACCGCGCGAGCGCUAGGCCCCAGCGGCCUCAGCAGCUGCGCGCCGCCCCGGCACGCCCGCGUCGUGCCGCGGCGACGCUGCCGCGUGCGGCGCAUGGUGCUGGGCGCGGCGGGCCGACCGGGCUCGACAUCGGCCGGCACCGGCCGACCAGCCCGGCGGGCUGGGAACUGAUGAAACAGGCCCUCAGGAACGCCAACGUGAAGAUCGUCUCCCCCCAGGAGCUCGUCUUCGCGUCCCAGGCCGGCAACACAACCAUCAUUGACGUGCGACCCGCAGACCUCUUCGGCUCCGGCUGCAUAGAGGGCGCGGUCAACGUGCCGUACUACAGGCCGAUCGAGGGGUGGACGCCGUGGCAGAUCGCGCGACGCGUCGGCUACGCCGCCUUUGGCGUCUUCAACGGUACCGAGGUCAACCCAGAAUUUGCGGCCCAGGUGCAGGCCGCGGUGCGGGGGGACACCGCGCGCCCCCUGGUCCUGUACUGCAGCCAGGGGGGGUCCCUGGACGGCGGGAAGCUGCAGCGCGGCUUCCAGACGCGGGCCGAGUCGCCGCCCCGCAAGCUGGCCCCUGAAUCGGGGGCGGCGGGGCGGAGCGGACGGAAGCGGACGGGCGGCCAGCUGCCCAGCAGGCCGCGGCAGGGCGUGAGGGACAGGCGGCCCCGCGGGGGCUCUGCCCUUGUGGAUGGUGGUGGGGCGCGGGGCCCGGCGAGGGGAAAGCGUGCGGGAGGCUUCCAAGAAUGGGAGGCGUCCGGCCGCGACGUGCUGACCCCCGGCGACGCUCGCGACGCCCAAGCUGCACCCGCCCCGCAGGCGGCGACCAACGAGCCCCGCAACUGA
Messenger RNA from Monoraphidium neglectum, 852 nucleotides. RefSeq lists its product as hypothetical. NCBI's taxonomy places the organism in Eukaryota, Viridiplantae, Chlorophyta, Chlorophyceae, Sphaeropleales, Selenastraceae. Bases 1 to 852 code for a protein of 283 amino acids. The transcript has 8 exons. The record is from RefSeq and is a predicted model, not a curated record. Gene Ontology annotation, cellular component: chloroplast.